GUGUGCGGUUGUGGCGUUUGCUUUGUUUCUCUAAUAUAAUAUCAAUAAAUAAUCCCUUAUUAAAUGUGAGUGCUAAUAAACCACCUUAAAUCAAUUGUGCUUAUAAAACAAUUACGGUCUACCUAAGACCGCUCGCCAAAAUGGAACACUUUGUUGACAUUAACCAAGUUUUGAGAGACAGCACUUGUGAAAAUUUAGAACAAGUAUUAAAACUUUACUCCGACAAUUGUGUCUCCCACGAUAAUAAGACUGUUGUAUCACAUAUUACAAAUUUAUUAGGAACUAAAAAGACUGUGAAUGAAGGGCUUGUGUAUUUAGCUAUAUUGUUGCCGAGGGGUUCCACAGAAAUUAUUCAUGAAAAUGCGUCUCUUAUUACAAUUAUGAGCACUUUGCCCGACUUUUUGAAGUCAGUCUCAAACAACAGCAUUGGAAAAUUAAUGGAAUGCAUUAUGAAAGACCCAACUUUGCUGACAUCUUUGUAUUGUUUGGAAGUUUGCCUAAAAUAUCUUCCUGGAACGUGCGGUAAUUCUAAAACUAAUUUAGAAAAAUACUUGCUGAAUUUUUUACAAGAUCAGAACAAAAAUAAAGUGAUCCUCGCUGCCAAGUGUAUGCAUUUGCUACAACAGACUGGGGGAGGUGGAUCCAAAGGCGUCAAUCACAAAACUAAUUGGGAAAGACAAUUUCGAAUGACCAUUAAUUCUUUGCAUUCUUUAAUGGAUGUGUUGUAUGCAAAUGUUAUGGAAACUGUGGCUAGAUCGAAUGAUGAAUUAUGUCUGUCGAUGCCGCCUUUUAGUAUGCCUGAUGAUCCUGCUCAUCAGGUUUUGGAGGUUUCGAAGAGGUUUAAUAAUCUGUGCUAUUUUCUGCAAGUGAUGUUGACGUAA
Ctenocephalides felis (cat flea) is the source of this 881-nucleotide messenger RNA. RefSeq names its product proline-, glutamic acid- and leucine-rich protein 1-like. Gene Ontology annotation, cellular component: nucleus. The record is from RefSeq and is a predicted model, not a curated record. NCBI's taxonomy places the organism in Eukaryota, Metazoa, Arthropoda, Insecta, Siphonaptera, Pulicidae. Gene Ontology annotation, biological process: rRNA processing. The transcript has 4 exons. The coding region runs from base 141 to 881 and encodes 246 amino acids.